Molecule: messenger RNA, 1303 nt
Organism: Megalobrama amblycephala (Wuchang bream)
Lineage: Eukaryota; Metazoa; Chordata; Actinopteri; Cypriniformes; Xenocyprididae
Product: cytosolic sulfotransferase 3-like
Exons: 6
Biological process (GO): sulfation
Cellular component (GO): cytoplasm
Molecular function (GO): sulfotransferase activity
Source: RefSeq, a predicted model, not a curated record
UUAUCUUGUUAUCAUUGUCUUUCUAAGGGUUUUCUACUCUCCCAUGUUCUUCUAGGUACCACCUGGGUUUCGUAUAUUCUUGACCUUCUGUAUUUUGGUAAGAAUGCUCCAGAGCGCCAGACUUCCCAGCCUAUCUAUAUGAGAGUGCCAUUUCUGGAGUCAUGUUUCCAAGUGAUACCAUCAGGGACAGAGCUGGCUGAUAAUCUGCCCACUUAUCCUCGCCUCAUCAAAACUCAUUUGCCUAUUCAGCUUGUGCCCAAGUCCUUCUGGGAGCAGAACUCAAGGAUUGUGUAUGUAGCUCGGAAUGCCAAAGACAAUGCUGUUUCCUAUUUUCAUUUUGAUCGAAUGAAUAUGGGAGAACCUGAACCAGGAGACUGGAACACCUUCUUACAGAAAUUUUUGGACGGAAAGAAUGUGUUUGGUCCUUGGUUCGACCAUGUUAGUGGAUGGUGGGAGAAGAAACAGACAUAUUCUAACUUGCUCUACUUGUUCUAUGAAGAUUUGGUGGAAGACACUGGACGUGAAGUGGAACGUUUGUGUUCCUUUUUGGGUUUGUCUACUUCAGCUGAAGAGAGGGAGAAAAUAACAAAAGGGGUACAGUUUGACGCCAUGAAACAGAACAAGAUGACCAACUAUUCCACACUCCCAGUCAUGGACUUCAAGAUCUCACCCUUCAUGCGGAAAGGUAAAGUUGGAGACUGGAAAAAUCACUUCACUGUGGCACAAAAUGAACAGUUUGAUGAGAUCUACAAACAGAAGAUGAAGAAUACCAAAGUCAAGUUCCGCACUGUGAUUUAAUACUUGAGUUCUGGACCUUGCACCAGAAUUAUCACUAAAUUGUCAGAAUAUUUUAUAUUAUAAGCAUUUUUCCAAUUAUAAGAUAUGUUUGUGCAAUGUAAUGUGCAACAAAGACAACUAUACUGUAAGAGCAACAUUUAUUAGCUGAUUUCAGCAAAAAGUUGUAAUGUUUUUAUACGUUGUGAAAGAACACAUAAGAAUUUAUGAUUUUUAGUUCUAUUUUUCCCAUUUAAAUAACGCUUUUACCUAUAUAUUGUGAAAAUGAAUAUAUUGAUCUUAAAUUUACCAAGCACUAAUGCAGUGCUUUUUUAAAUGAUUAAAGUUUUGUGAAAGUCAUGUGGGGAGUAAGAUAACUCAGUGGGUAAACUGACACUUCAAUUAAAAUGCUUAUAAAUAUAUAUAUAGAGAGAGAGAGAGAGAGAGAGAGAGAGAGAGAAAGAAAGAGAGAGAGAGAGCAUACAGUAUGAUGGUGAUAACACUUUGUUUUAUUCAAAAGCAAACUUGA